AUGACCAUGACCGACCCCAUGAUGCUGCCCUCCUCGGUCGCCGCUCUGGUCCUCGUCGCUCUCGCCACUCUCCCCGGCCUCGUCGCCAUCCUUGACCAGCUUCGAAGCCGGGCGGUCAAGGAUCAUUUUUACGAGGACGAGGACGGAAAGAGCACCCCGGAGGCGCUUGCUGCCUUCUCCAACAAAGGACCCAAGGCUGCCGUUCUCGUCCUCGCCACGGGGGCCUUUCUCUCCAUCGCCACCGUUGCCGUCCUCACGACCGUCGACCGUCGUCAGCAUGACCUCUUCCUCGAGACCUGGCUUCUUGCCGCCACCUGGGCGGCCAUUGUCCUGCAGGCAGCCUUCCUCACCGCCCAUCACUCGCCCGUCAAGUCCCACGACCUCGGCCUCUGGGCUUUCCUCUCCUCCCUCGUCGCCGUCGUCGUCUCCGUCUUCCAGGCCGUUCACGUCUACGACAGGGUGCCCGUGGCCGACAAUGUGACGCUCCUCCUUCGCGCCGGCCAUGUCGCCCUGGCCGUCGCCCUGCUCUUCGCCAGCCUGUCCCUGCCUCGACGCCCCCAUGUCUUCUACAAGGGUGAGCAGGUCGAUCCGGAGUGGACUGUCUCCGCCAUCAGCAGGUAUACCUGGAGCUGGGCCGGCGCCUUGUUGAGGCUCGCCCGCGAGAGGGGCGACCUGGACGAGCAAAACAUCCCGAGGCCCGAUCACCACAUCAGGGCCGAGAACCUGGUCGCUGCCUGGACAAAGGCCAAUUAUCAAGGGGGCCUGAUGCGCUCCCUUCUUCGAGCCUACGGCGGACGCCUUGCCGUUCAGUGGGCCGUCACCCUGUUCCGCUGCGUCCUCGGCAUCGGCCCCUUCUGGGCCAUGCUUCGUUUGGUCCAGAAGCUCGAGAAGAAGGACCAAGUGUACACGCCCACGUCGGAGCUUUGGAUCCUAAUAUUAUGCAUGGGCUUGUUUACCUUGGCCGAGCAGUGGAUCGAUGGCUGGGUCAUGUGGUACUCCAUCACCAGAUUGUGCAUACCCAUCCGCGGACAGCUGUCCGCCCUCGUCUUUGGCAAGUCGCUGAGGCGCAAAAACGUAAAGUCCGCCGAAAAGACGGACAAGGACGACAAGUCGUCCGAGGAUGGAAAACAAAAAAAGGACGACGACAAGGGAGGCCAUGCUCUCAACGCCACCGACGAGGCAAGCGUUCUGAAAUCACGCCAGGCCAUCGUCAACCUUGUCGGCGUCGAUGCCAAGCACAUCGCCGACUUUUCCAUGAUGCAAUUUUUCAUCGUCAACAGCGUCGGCAAGCUCGUCAUUUACUCUGGCUUUCUCAUCAGGCUCAUCGGUUGGAUACCCUUCGCCGCCGGCAUCACUGCCUGGGCACUCGUCCUGCCCAUCAACGCCUGGGUCUCCAAGACGUACAUGAAAGCCGAGGACGAUCUCAUGAAGAAUCGAGACAACAAGCUGGCCGUCGUCAACGAAGCGCUGCUCGGCAUGCGCCAGAUCAAGUUUUCCGCCAUCGAAUCCCAAUGGGAGAAGAAGAUUUUGGACAUGCGAGAGGAAGAGCUUCGCACCAUCAAACGCGUCUUCACCGCCGACACCUUUCUCUUCUUCUGCUGGGUCUCCAGCCCCAUCCUCCUCGCCGCCUCCUCUCUUGCCGUCUACGCUGCCGUGCACGGCAUUCUUUCGCCCUCCAUCGCCUUCGUUAGCGUCGGCAUCUUCAAGAGCUUGGAAGUGUCUCUGUCGGCCCUUCCCGAGCUUCUCGCCGGUGGCAUGGACACCCUGGUUUCCGUCAAGAGGAUCGAAACCUACCUCAACGGCCCCGAGAUGAGAAAAUACGUGUCGCAAGGCCCGGACGUCGCCUUUGAGAACGCCACCGUUGCUUGGCCCGUAGAUGCCGACGUUCCGGACGAAGACCGCUUCAUGCUGAACAACGUCAACCUGUCCUUCCCGCGAGGGGAGCUGUCCGUCAUCUCGGGCAAGACGGGCACCGGAAAGAGUCUGCUCCUCAACGCCCUCCUCGGCGAAGCAGACCUCCUCGAGGGUUCCGUCUACGUACCCGAAACCUUGCCGCCGAUGGAGAGGAAUGACGGCAAGGCGCACCCCGGAAACUGGAUCCUGCCGGGCUCGAUCGCCUACGUGAGCCAAACCCCCUGGCUCGAGUGCGCCUCUUUCCGUGACAAUGUUCUCUUUGGCCUGCCCUUCUUGGAAGACCGCUACAACAAGGUGCUCGGUGUCUGCGCUUUGAAGAAGGACCUCGAGAUCCUCGCCGACGGGGACGGAACCGAGCUGGGCGCCAACGGGAUCAACCUCAGCGGCGGCCAGAAGUGGCGCGUCACCCUGGCCCGUGCCAUUUACUCCAGAGCCGAGAUCCUCGUCAUGGACGACAUUUUCAGCGCCGUCGACGCCCACGUUGGCCGUCAGAUUUUCGAAAAGUGUAUCGCCGGCGACAUCUGCCGCGGAAGGACCCGCAUUCUCGUCACCCACCACGUUGCCCUGGUCUCGGCAAAGGCCAAAUACCUUGUUGAGCUCGGGGAGGGAACUGUGCUGCACGCCGGCUUGACGUCUGAACUUGCCGAAGAUGGGACGCUCGCGAGGAUCAAGAGUCACGAACAAACCGCGGCUCAAAUCCAGGCCGACGAGGCGGCCGACGGCGCGACGGCCGUGGACUCGGAAGGAUCCUCCAUUGUACGGCCGGCCGAUGCCGAGGACACGGGGAAUACCUUGCAAAAGGUGCCUUCUAAAGGCGCAAAGAAGUUUGUCGAGGCCGAAACGCGACACAAGGGCAUGGUGAAGAGGCAUGUGUACGCGACGUACAUGAAGAGCAGCGGUGGUUGGUUCUUUUGGAUGAUUUGCGCCGUCUUUUACAUUUCCUACGAAGCGGGAAACCUAGGCCGCAAUUGGUGGCUGCGUAUCUGGACGGAUGACCAGCAGGACGUGUCUGCUCGCGAUGGCGGCAUGGCGUACGGAAUCUCUCUGCAGCACAGCACCCUCCAUGCCGCUGCCGUCACCCCCGUCUCUUCGCAGGACCACAAGCCUCUCUCCUUCUAUCUGGGUGUUUACGUUGCCCUGUCGGCGGCGAGUGCCAUCGUCGGGACGGUGCGCUUCCUGUGGACCUUUGUCAUGAGCAUCAAGGCCAGCAGGUUGCUCUUCCAGAAGAUUCUGUUCACCGUGCUGCGCACGAAGCUCCGGUGGAUCGACACAGUCCCGGUUGGACGUAUCCUGAACCGCCUGACGGCCGAUUUCGACACCAUAGACAACCGCCUCACCAUGAACAUGGGCAUCAUGUUCUGGCGCGUCCUGGGUCUCAUGGGGGUUUGCGUCGCCGGCAUCUUGGUUUCGGUGUACAUCCUGCCGCUGGCCUUUGUGCUGAUAUGCGUUGCUGGCUUUGUCGGCAUGCGAUUCUUGGAUGGUGCGAGACCAAUCAAGCGGCUCGAAAGCACCGCCAAGUCCCCCGUCUUCGAGCUUUUCAACGCUGCCCUCUCUGGCGUGUCGACGCUCAGGGCCUUCCAGAAGGGCCAAGUCUACAUCGACCGCAUGCAUGGUUCCCUGGACAUUUGGGACAACCUCAGCGUGUACAAUUGGACGAUGAACCGUUGGCUCGGCUUCCGCAUGGCGCUCAUCGGCACUCUCUUCACCACCCUCGUCGGUGUCCUUGUCGUGGGAUCAUCGUUUGUCGACGCUGCCAUGGCCGGCUUCACCUUGUCGUUUGCUCUCGAUUUCUCCGGCAACAUGCUCAUGGCCGUUCGCGGCUACGCAAGCCUGGAGCUUGAUAUGAAUGCUGCCGAGCGUGUGAUAGAGUACACGGAACUGGACACCGAAGACCAGUCCGGAGCCGAGCCCCCCGCGGCCUGGCCAACGUCAGGCAACGUGGAGGUGAAGGAUCUGGUGGCCGCGUACGCGUCGCAUCUUCCCCCGGUGUUGAACGGAGUGUCGUUCAAUGUCAGAAAUAACGAGAGGAUUGGCGUCAUUGGGCGCACGGGCGCUGGCAAAUCGUCACUGACAUUGGCCCUCUUUCGAUUCUUGGAGGCUCGCUCCGGUCAGGUAUUCAUCGACGGGCUCGACAUUUCCAAGGUAAACCUGCACAGUUUGCGAUCUCGCCUCGCCAUCAUUCCUCAGGAUCCCGUUCUCUUCUCGGGCACCAUCCGAAGUAAUCUGGACCCUUUCCACGAGCACACGGACGAGGAGCUUCGCGACUGCCUGUCUCGCGUCCACCUUGUCGACUCCGAGCCUGCGACACCGGAAAAUGAGGUUGCAUCCGACUCUACGCCCAGCUCCACAAUCGUUCCAAAGAACAUCAACAUCUUCCGUGACCUCAGCAGCGGCAUCUCGGAGUCCGGUGGUAAUUUGUCGCAGGGCCAACGCCAGCUUCUCUGCAUCGCUCGUGCCAUCGUCGCCCGCCCCAAGAUUAUGGUUCUGGACGAGGCCACGUCGGCGGUAGACAUGGCGACGGAUGCGCUCAUUCAGCGGAGCAUCCGCGAGGAGUUCAACGACAGCACCCUGCUCGUCAUCGCUCAUCGCCUCAGCACCAUUGCCGACUUUGACCGCAUCCUCGUCCUCAGCGAAGGAAGGGUUGCCGAGUUUGGUACGCCCCGCGAGCUGUGGGAGAAGGAGGGCGGCCUUUUCCGUGACAUGUGCGAGCACAGCGGCGAGUUGGAGAAGCUCAAGCAGGCGGUGCUCCAUCAUCCGUAG
Molecule: messenger RNA, 4674 nt
Organism: Drechmeria coniospora
Lineage: Eukaryota; Fungi; Ascomycota; Sordariomycetes; Hypocreales; Ophiocordycipitaceae
Product: ABC transporter, transmembrane domain, type 1
Exons: 5
Coding region: 1-4674 (1557 amino acids)
Biological process (GO): transmembrane transport
Cellular component (GO): membrane
Molecular function (GO): ABC-type transporter activity; ATP binding; ATP hydrolysis activity
Source: RefSeq, a predicted model, not a curated record